Stylonychia lemnae is the source of this 414-nucleotide messenger RNA. NCBI's taxonomy places the organism in Eukaryota, Ciliophora, Spirotrichea, Sporadotrichida, Oxytrichidae. The record is from the annotation of a GenBank genome assembly.
AUGAUUUAUUUAGAUUCGAAUUUCACUUUAUACAAGGCUUAUACAUGUGGAGGUUUUCUUUAUUAGAAGGAAGAAAGUAACGCAACAAUCAUUAUCUCACGAUCUAAUUUCAAAUAAACAAACGAAGUGUUUGAUCCCAAGAACAUAUACAACCUUUUGAAUGGUACGAUAACAAUUAUGCAAGCUUUUAAAGUUAACUUGACCUGCAAUACUUUUUAAAAUCAUUACACUAUAGCAGGAAUAGGAGUAAUCUUCGUAAAGCAUUCAUAAUUUUCUGAUUUCAACUCGACCUACUAAAAUAAUAUUGCAUAUAAAGGAACUGCAAUCUAUCUAGAGUAGUGCUAAGAAACUAAUAUAAUUUCAUCAAAAUUCCUGAAUUUCAAAGGCUCUUCAAUUACCGAUCAUGUAAAAUGA